Molecule: messenger RNA, 3766 nt
Organism: Danio rerio (zebrafish)
Lineage: Eukaryota; Metazoa; Chordata; Actinopteri; Cypriniformes; Danionidae
Source: RefSeq, a predicted model, not a curated record
CCGCCAACUACAUCAUCUAAAACAAACAUGGCAGAUGGGUGGAGCAUGUGAAAAAGCAGAAGAAAAAGAAGCGAAAUGUUACUAAAUUUCCAUUCCGUUCAUGGCUUCAAGUGCAGGAGUGAAAAUUGAUCACUUUCAUUUUUACUGCAUACACAAGCUCUGGUUGAACAAUUCAAAUUCUCAGACUUUCUAAAGCUGACUGUAACCAAAGAGAGUUUGUUUUGAGUCAUCUUACUAAACCGAAGUAAUCCACCAUGGCACGUGAACAGGACUACUACACUCUCAUGUCUGGUAUGCAACAGCUUGAUUUGCAGGGGAACGCAGUCCCCAGUGAUCUUGUACUAAUAGGAGAGCAUGCCUUUCCACUUGCCAUGAAUCCAAGAGGUCAGGUGCUCAUGGCUGCAUCUCAUUACGGUCGGGGUCGCAUUGUAGUGCUGGGACAUGAAGAAUACUUAACACGAUUUCCUGGGCUGAUAGAGAAUGCCAUAAUGUGGCUCAUGCCAUGUACCGGAGAUGCUGGAGUUGUAGGGAUUCAGAAAAGUUUACGAACAGUAGCUGAAAACUUGAACUACAGCCCUUUCAAGACAGAACUAGGAGACUUUCAAGAUAGGUUCGCUAUAUAUAUCACUGAUGCGUACAGUGUUGAGAGCUCUGCAAAGGAUCUGAUUGCUUUCCUCAAAGCUGGGGGUGGUUUGAUCAUUGCUGGACAAGCAUGGAGUUGGUCUUAUGAACACCCACAGGAAAACACUAUCAGGAACUUUCCAGGAAACAAGGUGUGCAGUGUUGCAGGCAUUUACUUUUCAGAGCUUGAAGGAGAAGUCGGCACCUUUCCUGUUCCUCGAAAUAUCCCUUCUAGUUGGCUUGCCGUGGCAAUAGGCAAAGACUUUAAAGAGGACCUAGAGUUCCUGCUGGAAGGUGUGUCUGAGUUUGACACUCAAGGUGGGGCUAUAGCAUCAGAGGUGAUGGUGCACGGACCAUUAGCGUUUCCCAUUGCGGUCACUCCAAAUGGAAAAACAUUCAUUGCUGGUGCCUAUUAUGGACAAGGGCGAGUAAUUGUGGUAUCCCAUGAAGGGUACAUGGGCCGAGACUCUCUGUCCUCUUUUAUGAUCAAUGCUAUUAAGUGGCUUGAUGAGGGUCGCAAGGGUGUUGUAGGGAUCGUACCCAACCUCACUGCAGCCCAUACAGUACUGAGCAAAUCUGGUUUAGACUGUCAAUUGACCGGUUUCAGAGAAGAUCUAAGCGUCUACGUCUGCACUUCCUACAGUGAUGCACAGUGUGCAGAGAUUCAGGAAUUUGUUGCAGAAGGUGGAGGUCUUCUUAUUGGGGGUCAUGCCUGGUACUGGGCUCAGACCCACUGGGGCUCCAAUGUGAUGACUGAAUACCCCGGAAAUCACAUUCUUAACAAGAUGGGAUUGUGCCUCUUGGGAAACACCUUGGGUGGAGGGUUAUAUAAAGCUCCAGAAAUAGAGCAUAGUUGUAAACAUGGGUACCACUUUCGAAGCAUGCUGCAGAGAUUUGCUCAGCAUGUAAGCCAAGGGCAAGAGCUGACUGAUCGAGAACAGGGCUGUUUGAAGCAGCUGGGCACUGACUGUGCCAGUUACCUUCAAAUGCGUUGUCAUGACAGUGCUGCUUACACCUCAGUGGUAGCUCUUCUUAGUGACAUAGUAAAGGAAGUAGGUGUUCCACAGGUGUGUAGUAACUGCCCUGUUGAAAGUCCCAAAGACCACCUGAUGCUCCACAUUGGUACUGAGGUCUACAAAGUGACGCCUGAUCCCGACGCCCUUCUUCCCUACAUCAUCAAGGACAGACCCAACUUGCCAACUUUGUCAAAUGCAAGAGUUCGGAUUACUGCCAACACUGGAGGUUGUGAAGAAUGGAUAAGCACAGGCUUAUAUCUUUCUCCUGGUAUGAAGACAUACAUAGCAGUACCUCCAGAGAUUGUUGGAAAAAAUUGGCAGGUGCAGCUUGGUUGCCAGACAGACAACAUUGGUGGAUCAAACACCCUGAAGCGGGCACCUGUAGUCCAUGCACGAUUCCCCUUGGAUUCAGAAAUGGUGCAGGUCUGGAAUUUGUGGGGAGGGCUAAUCUACCUAAUAGCACCUUCCCAAACCAAGGUGGAUGGGGUGGAAAUUGUUGUGCAGACUGCAGUACAGGCUCCAUACUUCAAGUCUGGAGAGACAAGCGUAGCAGACUGGGUGAGCCAUAUUCGUCAGGCACCUGCCCCCUGGGCGGAGCUUGAGUUUGAAAACCUCAUCAUGACAUUUGAUUCAGCUUUCAUAAGGAAUCUGGACCGCCCUGAUGAAGUGGCUAAACUUUGGGAUACCAUAAUGAGAACUAUAACUGACUUGGCAGCAAGGCCACCCAAAUUGCCUCGCAAGGAACGUUUUGUUGCUGAUGUUCAGAUCUCUUAUGGUUUCAUGCAUGCUGGAUAUCCCAUAAUGAUGCACUCCGGCUCUGCUCCAGGACUAGUAAAUGUUGAGGAAGCCUAUAAAUGUGGCCUCUGGGGAGCCAUUCAUGAGCUGGGCCAUAACCAGCAGCGUGGAGUUUGGGAGUUCCCUCCCCACACCACUGAGUGCACAUGCAACCUGUGGUCAUUGUAUGUACAUGAGCAAGUGUUCGGCAUAAAAAGCGCUAAUGCUCAUCCAGCCAUCACUCCAGCAGACCGCCAGGCUCGUACCAAGAUGUAUUUUGAUGGUGGUAAAGAUUUAAACAGCUGGUGCAUGUGGAUGGCACUUGAGACUUACAUGCAGCUUCAAGAAAAAUUUGGCUGGGAUGCUUUCAAGAAAGUCUUUUCUCUCUACCAUGACAUGACCGGUGUGCCAAAUGACAACGCAGGGAAGAUGAAUCUAUACGCCCAGACCUUCUCCAAAGUGGUCAACCUGAAUUUAUCCCCAUUCUUCAAAGCAUGGGGUUGGCCCAUCCAACCUAACACAGAACAGAAUCUCUCCCAUCUUCCUGCAUGGAGUGACCAUCCUGUUAGCCAGUAUGCAUAAAAACACAUCGAAUAGCUUUUUCAAAGUAUAUGCAUAUAUGAAGUGGACAUUGUAGUAAUUACAUUUUGCUAUUCGUUUAAUAGGUGGAAGAGCAAUUAACUUAUAUCAGUGUGAUGCACGUUUGCUCAGCACAGUGGAGAUUUCUUUAGUUGUAUCGUUUUAGUCGUUUGGGAUGCGGUGACACACAGUCAAAUAUUUCACCUAACAGAUCAGACACUUUUGACGCUCAUAAACAACCAUGAAUUCCUCAUGCUGCAGGAAUUAUGAGGUUUGCUAAAGGUGCAGCUGUCGUGCAGUGAGAGGUUUGCGUCUAUAUUAAUCUACGACAGUUAGCGUUUAUUGAACAAUAAGAAUGAUUAAUAAAUUCAUAUGAAACUGUCAUAAAAAGUCACGUCUUGUCCUCAGUUUCGGGCUCAGGCACGGUUUGCACUCAAUACAAGCGUACCGCGCUGAGCCCAAGUAAACCGCGCUCUGGCACACCUCUUCCAACCGGGCCAGGUCCGGCUAAGUGAUCCAUGCCUGAGCCUGAUUGAGAGCACUCACACUUCUUAAACGAAAGGGCCUGGGCACGGUUUUGGUGGCAUAGUGUGAGUACGCCCUAAGUGGGCUAAAGGUAAAUAUAUACCAGAAUAUAUGCUCAAAACACAAAAUCAAACUAUUAUACUGCAGUUACAAAAAUGAUUGCCUUUUCAACUAUAUUACUUGGCAUUUUGGUGUAUUUUGAAUCUCUUUCUUAAUCUCCAAGAAAAUAAAUCUUAUAAAUUAUUCUAAAA